Messenger RNA from Sphaerulina musiva SO2202, 1934 nucleotides. RefSeq names its product cytochrome P450. The record is from RefSeq and is a predicted model, not a curated record. The coding region runs from base 229 to 1878 and encodes 549 amino acids. NCBI's taxonomy places the organism in Eukaryota, Fungi, Ascomycota, Dothideomycetes, Mycosphaerellales, Mycosphaerellaceae. The transcript is spliced from 3 exons. Gene Ontology annotation, molecular function: iron ion binding; heme binding; oxidoreductase activity, acting on paired donors, with incorporation or reduction of molecular oxygen.
CUCCCGAGUGCCGUGGCCCAUGACGAAAUAUAGCUUCACUUGCACCGCUGCCUGCUGCACAGCUGUAUACUGCCGUGUACAAACAAACUGCCGGCCAGGGACUGCCUAAGGGGGGGUGAUGUGUUUUCUAAACAAAAAAAAGACUGCCCUGAGCAGAUAUAAACCGGCAAUGCAUCUGCCACUGCGGAUUUUUGGGAACUGCAAUCAUCGAUAUACGCAGACACGAACAUGGCGUGGAUUUCUGAGGAUGUCGCCAGGCAAAAAUUGCUCGUCUUCGGGCUCCUGGCCUGUCUGAUUGUGUUCGCUGUCACAAAGAUCGAAAAAGUGGUCCGCGAGCGGAAGUUGCUCCCUCUACCUCCAAUGCCACCGGGCUUCCCUCUUGUUGGAAAUCUGCCACAACUUCAGAAAGCAGGCAAGACUCGAGAAGAACAUCUCCUGUUCCAGCGAUGGGCUGAAGAAUAUGGGCCACUUUACCGGGUUAAAAUCGGGCUCUUUACGCAGUACAUGGUCAACACCGAUCUCGCUGUGAAGGAAAUCUUCGACAAAUCAGCAAGACAAUCCGCCGAUCGCCCUCCGACCAUUGUCAGCAGAGAUCAUAUCAGUAAUGGCCUCAGUCUGUUGACACUCGAUUCCAGCAGUCCCCGGUGGAAGCUGCAACGUAAAGUAACCUGGUCGAAUGUGGGAAGCAUUGCGCGCGCAAACGAGGGCCUUCCGUACCUCAAUUUUGAGACGUUGAAGUUCUUGCACGAGGUCGUUUCGGACCCCAAGCUCCAAACAUCCAGCAAUGCGUUGUGGGGUGCCGUGAAGCGUUAUACUUAUAGCAAUUUCGCGACUCAGAUGUUUGGACUGGAAAUACCAAAGUUGUCAGAUCCCUGCAUCGAAUACAUCCACGAGACUGCGGAAGCACAGGUUCUCGGCACGAUACCUGGAUACUACGUGGUAGACAUCCUGCCCUUCCUCAACCGACUGCCGAUGUUCUUGAAGCCUUGGGAGCGCAAUGGACGCGAACGUUUCCGUCGGGACAUGCGUUGGAUCACCGAAAAGAUGCACCGAGUGCAAGCCAUGUCCGAUAAGGAGAGAGCUCUCAUCAAGGACUCUCUCAUGUGCAAGAUUGUCGAGGAUGAAAAGCACCUCGGGUUCGAUACCAAGGAAGAGGGUGCCUAUGUAUGCAUGCAGUUGACCAUUGCCGGGUCCGACACCAGCCAGGCUUCGCUCUGGUGUUUCCUGGAAGCCAUGAUGCGCUUCCCAGAGGUGCAAGAGAAAGCAUACAAGCUCCUGGAUGAGGCCAUGGGCGAUCGCAUUCCCGUCUUUGAAGACCACGAGCGUGUCCCGUACAUUCGAUGCAUGGUCAAGGAGACACUCCGCUGGCGACCCCCCGUUUCUCUGGGCCAGCCACAUUGCACGUCGGCCGACAUCACCUUUGAAGGCAUGCGCAUCCCGAAAGGAUCUUUCCUGCAUCUCAACGCCUGGGCAGUCCAGCACAACCCCGACCGACAUCAAGAUCCCGAGCGAUUCUGGCCCGAACGAUAUCUCAAUGACCCCACCUCGACCAUGGAAAGUCUCAACAACCCGGAUGCGACCAAGAGAGAUCACUUUGCCUUUGGUGCUGGUCGCAGAGUAUGCUCGGGCUACAAUGUGGCCGAACGAUCUCUCACCGUCGCCAUCAUGCGCAUUCUCUGGACUUUUGAGGUGAAGAUUGCGCCUCAUGCCAAACUUCCCUUGGACACUCGAGACUGGUCGGGCUUAUUUCCAGGCACUCCCGGUGAGGAUAUGCCUGUCAUGCUGGUUCCACGAAAACACAAGGUGCCCAUUAUUCAAAAGGAAUUUGCUGCUGCUCAAGCCGAUCGUGCUUUGUUUCAAUCUCUAGACGGGAAAUGAUGAGUUUCGUCAAGCGUUAUUGCCAUAUAUAUCUAUCUAUUUCAUAUACUUCUUUC